AUGUUUGAGAGCAUAACAACAACACUCUCUGCUCAAUCAUCAUCGUCAAUGUCUACAGAGACGGUGGGAAGAAAACCGAGCAAAGCCAAGUACUUCUUGGAUGAAGUGAGCGAUGUGGUGAAGUUGCUUCAAGGACUUACCACCACUUCGAGCCUAAAGCCUAAGUAUGUUGAGGUUUUUCCCAAAGGAGAUCUUUUUGAUGAUCACUUGUCUCUGUACCUCUGUGUUGCGAAUCCUGAAUCACUGCGACUUGGAUGGAAAAGACGAGCUAGUUUUUCCUUCGUUCUACUGAGUCAAUCAGGCAAAGAGCUCUUCAGAAAAGAUGAAUCGUGCCAAUUGUUCUGCGCUGAGUUCUCAGGAUGGGGUUGUGAUGCGGUGCCUCUUAAAAAGCUUCAAGAAGAAGGGUUUCUGGAGAAGAACAAACUGAUCGUUAAAGUGGAAAUUAAAGUAGUUGAAGUUGUUGACGAAGGAGAUGUCACUGGGAAUGAGACAUUAGAUGUUGACGGUUUCCAAGUUGUUUCAGUGAGCUGGAUUUUCGAGGAGCACCCUGACUUUGCAGUAAAUGUCAGACCAAAGAAGACAACAUACAUAAAUAUCCUCCUCGGUCUUAUCGAGACACUAAACAAGCCUCGACAUGACAUCUCUGAGACUGAGCUAAGCAACGCUCAGAGCGAGUUGAUCGAUCUAACAGAAGCAGGUUUCAAGCUGGACUGGUUGGAGACAAAGCUUGAUGAAGUUUCCUUGGAGAGGAAGAAAGAAAAUACUCUCGAGGAACACAUCAAGAAUCUCACACUAAACAAGGAGAAGGUCAAAACUGAUACUUCAUCUGCUAAAGUUCGUUCGGUGGAGCAAACGGUGUUGGACCUCAUAGAUGAGCUGAACAAGGAGAAGCACGAAUCUGCUGCUAAAUUCCUGUCGUUGGAACAUACUGUGUCGGAUCUUGAAGAUGUGUUGAACAUGGAGAAGGACAAAUCAGAUACUUGUGCUGCUAAAGUUUCUUCGUUGGAACAGACAGUGGUGAAUCUCAGAGCUGAGAUGAACAAGGAGAAGGCUGCUGCUUGCUCUUGGGAAGUAUUGGAUUACGAGGAGGAUCUCCAUAAUGAAAAAGUAGAGUACAAUUAA
Microthlaspi erraticum is the source of this 1122-nucleotide messenger RNA. The record is from the annotation of a GenBank genome assembly. Lineage: Eukaryota; Viridiplantae; Streptophyta; Magnoliopsida; Brassicales; Brassicaceae.